UUUUACUUUUUGUUGCUUUGGACCAGAUACCAGAACUCCUAAAUGGCUGAGGAGAUUUUAAUUCCAUCAUCGGGGAAAAUCACUUCGCAGCUGACUGGUUCUCUGCUAGCAGUGGCAUUCCUGACUUCAUUUGGGAGCUCUAUGUUGUACGGCUACAACCUGGCUGUGGUCAACUCCCCUGCUGCAUACAUAAAGAGUUUCUACAACAAAACUGUUUUGAGUCGUAAUGGGACAGGACUCAGUGGGGAGACCCUGACGCUCAUAUACUCUCUCACUGUGUCCGUCUUUGCUAUCGGAGGUCUGCUGGGCUCCCUCAUUGUCGGUAUGCUGGUUUCUCGCUUUGGCAGGAAGGGUACAGUGGUCAACACAACAGUGCUGGUGUUUAUGGCGGGCUCCCUCAUGGGCUUCAGUAGGAUUUGUGGUUCACCUGAAAUGGUCAUCAUUGGCCGCUUCAUCACAGGGAUACAUUCAGGGAUCUCUCUCAGUGUCGUACCGAUGUACCUCGGUGAGAUAGCACCAAAGAACCUGAGAGGAUUUCUGGGUCUUGUUCCGAGCAUCUUUAUAGGAACCGGGGUCUUUGCUGCCCAAAUCCUCGGCCUCCAUGAGCUCCUGGGAAAGGAGGAGUAUUGGCCUCUUUUUCUUUCGGUGGUGGUCGUACCAACGUUCAUCCAGCUGCUGCUGCUGCCGUGGUUCCCAGAGAGCCCGAGGUACUUGCUGAUUGAGAAGAAUAAUGUUCACGCCACAAUUACAGCUCUGAAAUGGUACAGAGCCAAGUGUGACAUCCAGGCCGAAAUUGAAGAGAUGCAGGAGGAACAGCGCUCCCUGUCCUCCGUAGAAAUGCUGUCGGUCUGGAGCCUGUUGCUGGACGAUUCGGUCCGGUGGCAAGUGUUGAGUGUGGUGGUUAUCAACAUUGGCAUGCAGCUGUCUGGGAUUGAUGCUAUCUGGUUCUAUACAAACGACAUAUUUAAGAACGCCGGCAUCCCAGUUCCAGAGAUCCAGUAUACGACAGCAGGGACAGGAAUCAUAGAGAUCAUCGCCGGGCUCAUUGGGUGUUUCACUAUAGAGAAGGUGGGAAGGCGGCAUCUCAUGAUUGGGGGCUUCACCAUGAUGGGGAUCUGCAGCGCUGGAAUCACAUUGGCCCUCGUUUUACAGGUGAAGUUACUGUUCAUGCGCUAUGUCAGCGUCUGUUGUGUGGUUGGCAUCAUUGCUGGCUUCUGCAUCGGUCCAGCUGGGGUUCCCUUCCUGAUCACAGCAGAGCUGUUCAAACAGUCCCAUCGUCCUGCAGCCUACAUCAUAGGAGGCUCCCUGAACUGGCUCUCCAAUUUCACCGUGGGCUUCGUCUUCCCCUUUCUCCAGAUGUCUGCCGGGUCCUAUUGCUACCUGGUGUUCGCCACGGUUUGCUUUUCGGUCGCCAUCUACGUUUACAUUGUAAUCCCGGAGACGAAGAACAAGACCUUCAUGGAGAUCAGCAGGAUGUUCUCCAAGAAGGAGUCGGUCCUGGAAACCCGGGGCCUGUUCCACGUCGACCAGCUGAAGCUGAAGAAGAUGAACGGAUACGGCGGGUUGGAGCACACGUCGCUGGAGUUCGACAGCUCCUCCUCUGUGCCUUGACUCAGGUUUAGGUUCUGUGAAGAAUUGAUUCUGCUCACCAGACCACCCAUCACUAGGCCUCCGUGGCCUUUCCCUUCUCUUCGGCACUUUGAUAUUCACAACUUCUGUUAAACUCUGGGCCCAAGGCCCAGUUCAGUUUGUCCGGUUCUGUUACGUGUGCUCGGUAACUUUCACGUUGUUCCUGUAUUUUGUCUUAGAUGCACCUCAGAUUGACGCUUUCACAUGUCAACACAACAACCACUGACUGGCAGGUCUGGAUGGAAGACUGUAAGCUUAUAUAACAGAGACAUUUAACAUUUUGAGACCCUGUUCAUCUUGUCAAACUCAAAUGUGUAUUUGCUGUAAAGUUAAAUUAGUCAUUAACAGUCCCUUGACCAAAACAAGAGGAGCUCCUCAGUUUUUAAUUCAUGUUGAUUUUCCUGACAUAAGAAAACUACGGAGGCCCCUAGGGUACAUGGAGGGUUUCUUUCUUCUUUUGCGUUUUCUCACAAUGAUCUACUGAUAAUUGAAUAAUGUAAGCCUUUCUUACAGUGGCCAUCAGACUUUUUGCUAUAAUAUAAGGCUUUCAUAAAGUUUUCCAUUAAUGUUAACAUCUGGUUGAGACAUAUCUGAAGUUUUAUAUCUUUUUCUUUAGGACAGAAAUGCAUCACAGACGUGAUGUAAACAGAAACUUUCUGUGAGAAGGGAAGAAAUAAAAAAAGAUAGAUCCAAACUAUUUGGACUAUUUCUGAGUUAUUAUAACUGAGUAUGAAAGUCUUCAGUUUGAUUGUGUCUCUUUGUGUCGGUCUGAAUGGUUUAAAAAGCCGUUUUCAUGUGCGAAUCCAUCUCAGCCUCACACACACAAACAUGCAGUGAAUAAAUCGAUUUUCAAUCAGUUUUGUGCAUCAAAGAGUUAAUAAACAGGUUUUCACUUCGGCUCUUUAAUGUGUAUGUAUUUGACAUUUGAAAUUGACAAUUGUCACUGUAUACAAAAUAGACCAGCUAAGCAUAUAACUAAGCAUAUUGCGAGGGAGAGCCAAUGUUUUGCAAGGUAGUGCAAAAGAAACAUUUCCCCCCUCGGGGUCUCCGUAGCAAACAACAGAGGGUUUGUUUUGUCUUUUAGUCCAUUUUGAUUGUGUUGGUAAAAAAAAGUGCUAAAAUGUAUUUCUAAAUGUAAUUAUACAUGAUCAUAGAUCUUGAACUGUUGAAAUGGAACAACCUGAAUUAAAUUUGUUGGUACUGUA
Messenger RNA from Poeciliopsis prolifica (blackstripe livebearer), 2834 nucleotides. RefSeq names its product solute carrier family 2 member 15a (gene slc2a15a). Gene Ontology annotation, biological process: monosaccharide transmembrane transport. The transcript has 12 exons. Gene Ontology annotation, molecular function: hexose transmembrane transporter activity. The record is from RefSeq and is a predicted model, not a curated record. The coding region runs from base 43 to 1611 and encodes 522 amino acids. Gene Ontology annotation, cellular component: membrane. Lineage: Eukaryota; Metazoa; Chordata; Actinopteri; Cyprinodontiformes; Poeciliidae.